Molecule: messenger RNA, 1443 nt
Organism: Fraxinus pennsylvanica
Lineage: Eukaryota; Viridiplantae; Streptophyta; Magnoliopsida; Lamiales; Oleaceae
Source: the annotation of a GenBank genome assembly
AUGAAAGCUCUGGUUCUUACCGGAUCUCCAUCUCCAUCUAGCUUUCUCUCCGCAAAAUCAAUUCUUUUGUCGCCUCUCUUUUCUCUGUCCACAAAUUUUCUUGGAUCCCCAAAUUUACCGAAACCCUUCUUCCCUAUCAGGUUCUCAGCUGUUCCUAUGACUACUUGUGUACAGUCCUCAAGAACAGAGACUCCUCAGACAAAUCCAAACAGAACCCAAGUGGAAGAUGAUGCGUUUAAUGAUUAUGUAAGACGCUGCAGACCCAUGUUUUCUGAUCUUGAUUCCUGCGUGCCCAGUUCAGAAGAAAAGUUAAAUACUCUCCUCACGCGUACUCUUUUGGAUGAAAUUGGUGGUGAAGAAGAUGAGCAAGAAGAUAAUUUAUGGCAGCAGAUAAAAGUUGAGGCAAGAUCAGAUAUUGAUCAAGAACCCAUAUUGUAUAACUAUUAUUUCAGUUCAAUCUUGUCGCAUGAUUCUAUGGAAAGUGCUUUGGCUAAUCAUCUUUCCAUGAAGUUGAGUGAUUCUAAUUUGCCCUAUGGUACACUGUAUGAUCUUUUUGGAGGUUUGCUCAUCCAGGAUCAAGAAAUCAUGAUUGCUGCUAAAGAUGAUUUGAGAGCUGUUAAAGAAAGGGACCCUGCUUGUAUAAGUUAUGUUCACUGUUUCUUGAAUUUCAAAGGGUUUUUGGCUUGCCAGGCUCAUAGACUUGCCCAUAAGUUAUGGUCACAAGGGAGAAAAAUUCUUGCCAUUUUGAUACAAAACAGAGUAUCUGAAGUUUUUGCAGUGGAUAUUCAUCCUGGGGCCAAAAUUGGAAGGGGAAUUUUGCUUGAUCAUGCUACAGGAGUUGUAAUUGGAGAAACAGCUGUUAUUGGAAAUAAUGUGUCAAUUUUGCAUAAUGUGACUUUGGGUGGCACUGGAAAAGUUUCUGGGGACAGACAUCCAAAAAUUGGUGAUGGGGUUUUGAUUGGGGCAGGCACGUGUGUACUGGGAAACGUUAGAAUUGAAGAUGGAGCCAAAAUUGGUGCGGGUUCUGUGGUGUUGAAACAGGUUCCUGCUAGAACUACUGCUGUAGGAAAUCCAGCUAAACUGAUUGGUGGGAAAGAGAAUCCAAUUAAGCUGGAUAAAAUUCCCAGUUUGACUAUGGAUCAUACAUCAGAUAUAUCCAAGUGGUCUGAUUACGUCCAAGUUUAUGCUUCUGAAGUUGAAACCAGAUUCAAAGCCAAUACUAUUAGUCUCCGUUUGAUGCCCCAGAAGCAGUUAUCAGGCCUCGGGCCCUUGCAGCCUGCAGGAAAGGUUAUGUCCUGUGGUUGCGCAGACAUAAACUUUGCUCCUUGCUGUGAAUACUGGAGAAACGUGGGGAAAUUAUGCAUUUCGGAACUUCUAGGUACAGAACGUUAUUAUCAGCAAGGGAAGAAGAGAUUUCCGAUCUUACCAGAUGAAAGCAUCUAA